AUGUGUCACAUUGCACUAUUGGACAUGCAUCGGAGAGCGAGUGUUGGUCGAUUUAUCAAAGAUAUACCUGCAAAUGUAGGUGCUUGGGGGCUAGAUCGAACUAUUGACGAAGAUAUGUACAAGCAAAAGUAUGUUUUUGAAGUCGCAUGGGAAGUUGUCAACAAAGUUGGUGGCAUUUACACUGUUAUUAGAACGAAAGCUGCUACCACCGUCGAGGAGCUUGGAGAUAGAUACGUUCUCAUUGGUCCUCUGAACGAGGUUUGUAUGAGGACAGAAGUCGACAUUGUUGAACCUGCAUCAGAACCUCUGAAACGUGCGAUCCAAAAACUACGGGAGCAUGAUAUAAAUAUGGUCUUUGGGAGAUGGCUGAUUGAGGGCUAUCCGUACGUCCUUCUCUUUGACAUUGGUUCGUCCGCAUGGCGUAUAGAUUCAUGGAAAAAAGAACUUUGGGAUAGUUGUAAUAUCGGAAUACCAGUGCAUGACAGUGAAUGCAACGAUUCGCUUAUUUUCGGAGCUCUUGUCGCAUGGUUCUUGAAAGAAUUUAGAGAUGAGUUAGAUGCUGAAUCAGAUGGUGUUCAACUUCCCAUUAUUGCUCACUUCCACGAGUGGCUGGCAGGCUCUGGUCUAAUUUUUACCCGGACGCGACACAUUAACGUGGCUACCAUCUUUACCACGCACGCCACCCUUCUUGGACGAUAUCUGUGUGCUGCAUCCGUGGACUUAUACAACAAUUUGGAUAAAUUUGACCUUGAUAAGGAAGCUGGUGAUCGUAAUAUUUACCACAGAUAUUGCUUGGAGCGAGCUGCUGUCUAUUGCGCUCACGCCUUUACAACUGUCAGUAAGAUCACUGGCCUGGAGAGCAAAUAUCUACUUCAACGUGAACCUGACAUAAUAACGCCCAACGGACUCAAUGUCGUAAAGUUUGCAGCUCUUCAUGAGUUUCAAAAUCGACAUGCAAUAGCUAAGCAAAAAUUACACCAAUUCAUUCAAGGCCACUUUUACGGGCACUACGACUUCGACUUGGAUAAGACGCUAUACUUCUUCAUCGCCGGUCGCUAUGAAUUUCAAAACAAGGGGGCCGAUAUCUUUAUUGAAGCCCUCGCCCGACUGAACCACCGGUUGCAGGAGCAGGGGAGCGAUGUGACAGUCGUUGCCUUCCUGAUAUUUCCAGCGGCCACCAACAGUUUCAACGUAGAUUCCUUCCGGGCACAGGCCAUCGUCAAGCAGUUGCGAGAGACUGUCAAUGAUAUCCAGAAAGACAUGGGUACUCGACUUUUUGAGGUCUGUCUUCGAGGUCGUAUCCCCACUGGCGAGGACGUCCUUCAGCAGGAAGACAUUGUCAGGCUAAAACGCUGUAUCUACGCGACACAGCGCAACAACUUACCGCCGAUCUGCACGCACAACAUUGUACAGGACAGCAUUGACCUGGUGCUCUGUAACCUGCGUCGAUGCCGGCUUUUUAACAACCGAUACGAUCGCGUCAAAGUCAUUUUCCACCCAGAAUUUCUCAGUUCCACAAACCCUCUUCUUCCGAUGGACUACGAGGAAUUUGUUAGAGGUUGCCACUUGGGUGUCUUCCCUUCGUACUACGAGCCCUGGGGCUAUACACCCGCCGAGUGCACAGUCAUGGGCAUCCCAUCGGUCACAACCAACCUCUCGGGUUUCGGCUGUUUCAUGGAAGAGCAUAUUGAGGACCCAGCCUCCUAUGGCAUUUAUGUAGUAGAUCGUCGCUUCCAGAGCGUUGAUGCCUCGGUCGAGCAAUUGACUAGGGUACGUUGUAAUUUCGUGUGCCUCCACGAGUUUUGUCAGUACUCACGCAGACAGCGCGUUGUUUUGCGAAACCGGACCGAGCGUCUUAGCGAGUUGCUUGACUGGAAGAACCUCGGAGCGUACUACAGCCGUGCUCGUAUGGUCGCGCUCUACCGUCAGCGUCCCGACCUCUUCACCCAACCGGCUCCAAAAGGUGAUUCCGAUGCCGAAGAAACAGCCUCCGCGAAGAGCUUCAGACUGUGUCGUCCAUUCUCUGCUCCACCCUCCCCCAGUGCCUCUCGUGGUUCGAGCCCGAGCCGUCUUUCUGGUCGCAGCACCCCGGCCUCAACUCUAGAGGAAGAUGAGGUGGACGAGAACACGGAACGUCUCGAGCUGGGUCUUCAAAUGAUCUCUAUCAACGCCAACAACGAGAACACCGAAGAGGGACAGCAUUAG
Molecule: messenger RNA, 2205 nt
Organism: Mesocestoides corti
Lineage: Eukaryota; Metazoa; Platyhelminthes; Cestoda; Cyclophyllidea; Mesocestoididae
Source: the annotation of a GenBank genome assembly